Messenger RNA from Penicillium arizonense, 780 nucleotides. RefSeq names its product mitochondrial 37S ribosomal uS12m domain-containing protein. Gene Ontology annotation, biological process: translation. The transcript has 3 exons. Gene Ontology annotation, cellular component: ribosome; small ribosomal subunit. The record is from RefSeq and is a predicted model, not a curated record. Lineage: Eukaryota; Fungi; Ascomycota; Eurotiomycetes; Eurotiales; Aspergillaceae. Gene Ontology annotation, molecular function: structural constituent of ribosome. Bases 1 to 780 code for a protein of 259 amino acids.
AUGGAAGAGAUGCAAGAUGACACCGCCGAUGAUGCUUCAGGCAGAGAGGCAGCGCGUCCAGCUCCUCCGGCAACCGACAACAACCAAACCCGCAGCUCACGUGACACAGACAAUUCCAUCAAUAUUCUCGACUCCAUCCCGGAGAGCAAUUGCAAGUCAUCCACACCCGCUACUAUGCCACAAUUACUCUCCCCAAUAGCCCUCCGGGCCCUCCGGACCAUUGCCCACCGUCCAGCAACAACACCUCUCCGCCGAACCCUCACAACAUCCACCAAGCUCCAAACCCAAACCUCACUCACCACCCGUUUCAACUUCACCCCCGUCUUCCGCACCUCUACCACUCUCUCCUCACUCUCCCUCUCAACCUCCAAGCGCCAAUUCUCCAGCUCGCCUAUUAUCCGCGCUACAUACAACCAGGUCCGCCGCGGUAUCCGGACUGGUCAGCGCGCGCGCCGGGGUCGGUCACCUGCGCUUGUGGGAACGCCUGGGCUUAAGGGUGUUUGUCUUAAGACUGGUAUUACCAAGCCUAAGAAGCCUAACUCUGGUGAGAGGAAGAUUGCUCGUGUGCGCUUGAGUUCCGGGAAGAUUAUUACGGCUUAUAUCCCUGGUGAAGGCCACAAUAUCCAGCAGCACAGUGUUGUUCUGGUUCGUGGUGGUCGUGCUCAGGAUUGUCCUGGUGUGAAGUAUACCCUUGUUCGUGGUGGUAUGGAUUUGGGUGGCGUUGGAAGCCGUAUGACAAGUCGCUCAAAGUACGGCACGAAGAAGCCAAAGACCAACUAA